Messenger RNA from Spirodela intermedia, 432 nucleotides. Lineage: Eukaryota; Viridiplantae; Streptophyta; Magnoliopsida; Alismatales; Araceae. The record is from the annotation of a GenBank genome assembly.
AUGGUCUUCAUCCCGCUGGGGCACUCCCUGAGGAAGAAGUCCAGCUGGCCAAUGUAUGCGAAGGCCUCCCCCGACCCGACGAGAAGGAACUGCGGUAUCAGCCAGAACACGCUCAUGGGCACCGGUCCGUGGGGGUCGACCACGGUGGUGGCCACCCGCUGACGCUUGAUCUCGGUUAGCGCAGCUGCGACCAUGGCCAUGGCGGAGAGGACCAGCCCCACGCCGAUGCGCUGGAGCGGCGUCAGGCCCUGCGAGUUGCCGGUGAAGUGGCGGAAGACGGGGACGACCAGGCGGUCGUAGAAGGGCACUGUGAGGAGGAUGGAGAGGACGAAGAAGACCGUCAGUGAGCCCGGUGGGAUCUCGAAGGAGCCCGCAACCCUGCGGUCCAUGGUGGUGGCUUGGGACACGGAGAAGGUGGUCAUCUGGGCGUAG